Molecule: messenger RNA, 4347 nt
Organism: Lachancea fermentati
Lineage: Eukaryota; Fungi; Ascomycota; Saccharomycetes; Saccharomycetales; Saccharomycetaceae
Source: the annotation of a GenBank genome assembly
AUGACUGUGCUGCCCAGAAGCUCGACGAAUUCCUCAGAGGAGACCGAAAAAGAUGAACUGGUGUACAUCCGGGCUGAUAACGCACCACAAAAGACGUCAGAGCGCGUCUCGCGCACGCCUUCACGGACGUGGGCGCGCUCGCGCGCGUCAUCCGUCGCGCAAGAGACCAACAGCUACUACGAAAUCGAUAAAAACAGGCCGGAGACGUUUCUCAAUAGCGACGACUUGGAGAAAGUCACCGAGUCGGAAAUAUACCCGCAGAAGCGGCUCUUCAGUUUUUUGCAUUCCAAGAAAAUCCCACCCAUCCCAACGCAGGACGAGCGCAAAGUGUACCCGCUCUAUCAUACCAAUUUUGUGUAUCGUAUCUUCUUCUGGUGGGUUUUCCCCGUGCUGCGCAUGGGCUACAAGCGUACGUUACAGCCCAAUGAUCUGUGGGUCAUGGACGAGCGCAUCUCCAUAGAGACUCUCUUCGAACAAUUCACACAGCAUUUCGACUGGUACUUCAACAAGGCGCGUGAAGACUACAAGCAUAAACACCCAGACGCUACGCAAGAGGAAAUACUAGAAAACGCUGCGCUUCCGAAAUACGCACUUGUGAAGGCGCUGCUCUUCACGUUCAAAUGGCAGUAUUUCUUUGCCUUUCUCGCGAUGGCCGUGUCCAACUGUGCUUCCUCUUUCUCACCCAUGCUAACCAAGCGUGUCAUUAAUUUUGUCGAGGAGAAAGCACUUUAUCCUGGCCUCAAGGUCAACAAGGGUAUCGGUUAUGCGAUCGGGUCCUGUGUAAUGAUGCUCGUGAACGGUGUCCUUUUCAACCAUUUCUUUCACAACUCCCAGCUCACAGGUGUGCAAGUGAAGUCAGUGCUGAUGAAGGCUAUUUUGACAAAGUCCUUCAACUUAUCGGGCUAUUCCAGGCACAAGUUCCCCAAUGGUAAAAUCACGUCACUGAUGACGACCGACUUGUCGCGUUUAGAGCUUGCCAUUAUGUUCCAACCACUGCUAGCGGCUAUUGUCGUCGCUGUGGUUAUCUGUGUUGUUCAACUGAUCGUCAACUUGGGCGCUAUUGCAUUGGUAGGUGUUGGCAUUUUCUUUUCAUCUUUGUUCAUUUCGAUUUAUGCCUUUAAGAAGAUGAUCAGCGUCAGAAUGGCCACUAACAAGUUCACUGACGCUCGUGUCACGUUGAUGCGAGAAAUUCUCAACAGUAUGAAGAUGAUCAAGUUCUACGCUUGGGAAGAUGCAUAUGAGGCCAGUGUCGAAGAACAACGGUCUAAAGAGAUCAGCAAAACCAGAGUCAUGCAAUUGACCAGAAACUUCGUCACCGCUAUGGCCGUUUGUUUGACCAAUAUUUCAUCAAUGGUUACUUUCCUUGCUAUGUACAAGAUAGACGACGGGAAAAGAAGCCCCGGUGACAUUUUUUCUUCGUUGUCUCUGUUCCAAGUCCUCAAUCUCCAGAUGUUUUUCUUGCCAAUGGCACUGGGCACUGCUGUUGAUGGUGCUAUUGCUUUGAAACGUAUUCAGGAAUUGUUGGAAGCUGCUGAAGAGGAGCACGACGUGGAAUUGGACGCCUUGCCUUACGAAGAUGAAAACGUAGCUUUGAAGAUGGUUGACGCAUCCUUUGAAUGGGAAAAUUACGAAUUAGAAGAAGCAAAGGAAGAUGCUAAAGAACGCGGCGGUGAUGCACGUGAGGUUGGCAAACAUGGUGAGUUCGAUGAUACAGAAAAGACGAGUUUUAAUGGGUUUCACGAUUUGAAUUUCGAAAUCGAAAAGGGGGAACUAAUUAUCAUCACCGGUUCCAUUGGUACUGGUAAAAGUUCCCUUUUGAAUGCCAUGGCUGGGUUCAUGCAAAAAAAAUCAGGAACCAUCUAUAAAAACGGUUCCCUAUUAUUGUGUGGGUAUCCAUGGGUUCAAAACGCAAGUGUUCGUGAUAAUAUUUUAUUUGGCUCGCCGUACGAUGAAGUCAAAUAUAACGAGGUAUUGAGAGUUUGUUCUUUACAAGAUGAUUUAAACAUUUUGCCAGCCGGUGAUCGUACUGAGAUUGGUGAGCGUGGUAUCACCUUGUCGGGUGGACAAAAAGCACGUAUCAACUUGGCGAGAAGCGUUUACAAAACGCUUGAUAUUUAUUUAUUUGACGAUGUUCUCAGUGCGGUAGAUGCACGUGUCGGUAAGCACAUCAUGGAUGAAUGUAUGUUGGGCCGCUUGGCCGGGAAGACUAGAAUUUUGGCUACCCAUCAGUUGAGUCUAAUUGCAAGAGCUUCUCGAGUCAUAUAUUUAGGUACCGACCAAAGUUUUGACAUUGGCACUGUGGAUGAGUUGAAGAAGAGGAAUCCAGGCUUUGUUAAGCUGAUGGAUUUUUCCAAUCAAUCCGCCAAAGAUGAGGAAGAAAAGGAGGGGAACCCAGACGACUCGGAGUCUAAUACCCCAUAUGACCUUCCUGAAAAAGAGACAACUGAAUUGGAAAAGCAAAUUAGUAAAAAAUCCCAAAUCGGGGAGAAGUCAGCAGAUCCUCUGGCAGAUGGUAAGUUGACAUCGAAAGAAGAAAGAGCAGUAAAUGGAAUCAGUUUUAGAAUUUACAAAGAAUACAUUGCUGCAGGAUGUGGGAAAAUGGGUUUACUCGUCUUACCGUUCUACCUUCUCUUGUUAGUGGCCACUACUUUCACUCUAUUGUUUUCGUCUGUUUGGCUUUCGUUCUGGACUGAAAACAAAUUCAAGUAUAGAACUACUGGAUUUUACAUGGGUCUCUAUGUGUUCUUUGUGUUCUUGAACUACUUUUGCACCACCGGUCAGUUUACCUUAUUGUGUUAUUUGGGAUUGACUGCUGCGAAGUGGUUAAACUUGAAAGCGGUCAAGAGAAUAUUGCAUACGCCAAUGAGUUUCAUCGACACUACACCAAUUGGUCGUAUAUUGAAUCGUUUCACCAAGGACACAGAUACUCUAGACACAGAACUGACUGAGAGUGUGAGAUUGUUUGUUUACCAAGUGGCCAAUAUAACUGGAGUGGUGGUUAUGUGUAUCAUUUACUUGCCAUGGUUUGCCAUUGCGAUCCCCUUCCUUUUCAUUGCAUUUGCCCUCAUCGCAGACCACUACCAGAGUUCCAGUCGAGAGAUCAAACGGUUGGAGGCGAUCCAGAGAUCGUUUGUAUACAACAACUUCAACGAAGUUCUGGGAGGUAUGGACACUAUUCGUGCUUACAGAAGCGAAAACCGGUUUUUGAUGAAGUCAGACUUUCUCAUCAACAGAAUGAACGAGGCCGGAUACGUUGUGGUGGCCGUUCAGAGAUGGGUGGCCAUAUCGCUAGACAUGAUUGCCACUGCGUUUGCGCUGAUCAUUGCGUUGCUUUGUGUAACAAGGCAAUUCCGGAUUUCCGCAUCGUCCGUGGGUGUGUUGUUGACAUACGUGUUGCAAUUGCCCGGCCUGCUAAACUCCUUGAUGCGUGCGAUGACGCAAGGUGAAAACGACAUGAACAGUGCGGAGAGAUUGGUGAGUUACGCCACGGAGUUGCCUUUGGAGGCGCAGUAUCGUAAGCCGGAGUGCAGCCCACCAGCGGACUGGCCAAGCAAGGGAGAGAUCGAUUUCGAGCAGGUUUCGCUUGCGUACCGGCCCGGGCUGCCUCUGGUGUUGAAGGACGUCACGUUGAAGAUAGGCAGCGGCGAGAAGAUCGGUAUCUGUGGUCGCACGGGUGCGGGUAAAUCUACGAUUAUGACGGCACUGUACCGGCUGUGCGAGCUGGAAAGUGGCGCAGUGUACAUCGACGGCGUGGACAUCUCGAAGCUGGGGUUGUACGAGCUGAGAAGCAAGCUGUCGAUCAUCCCCCAGGACCCAGUGCUGUUCAAAGGCACCAUCCGGAAAAACAUCGACCCCUUUUCCGAGCGCACGGACGACGAGCUGUGGGACGCGCUGGUGCGCGGUGGCGCCAUCGCCGCAGAGGACGUGGCGCAGGUGCGGCUGCAGACGCCCGAGGGUAGCGGCUCGCUAACCAACAUGCACAAGUUCCACCUGAUGCAGGAGGUGGAGGACGACGGAUCCAACUUUUCGCUGGGAGAGCGGCAGUUGCUGGCGCUGACACGUGCGCUGGUGCGCCAGUCGCGCAUUCUCAUUUUGGACGAAGCCACCUCGUCCGUGGACUACGAGACGGACGCCAAAAUCCAGGCGCGGAUCGUGCAAGAGUUCUCCACGUGUACGAUUCUGUGCAUUGCGCACCGUCUGAACACGAUUCUGGAGUACGACCGGAUCCUGGUGCUCGACAAGGGAGAGGUGCGCGAGUUCGACAAGCCUGCGGCGUUGUUCGCGAUGGGCGGCAUCUUCACGGAGAUGUGCGCGAGAUCGGGAAUCACGGCUGCGGACUUUAAGUGA